UUGUCUCUGAAAGUUGAUAAUGUAACUAAAAUUUCUGAGAUGGCCUGUCCUGAAAAAAUCUUGCCUGAAAUAAAUACAUCAUCUACAUCUCAAAUCACUCUAGCUAAAGCAGAUGAUAAUGAUCUCACAGAUCUUAAGAAGGAAGAUUUUUGUAAUG
Molecule: messenger RNA, 157 nt
Organism: Funneliformis caledonium
Lineage: Eukaryota; Fungi; Glomeromycota; Glomeromycetes; Glomerales; Glomeraceae
Source: the annotation of a GenBank genome assembly